Molecule: messenger RNA, 1305 nt
Organism: Spinacia oleracea (spinach)
Lineage: Eukaryota; Viridiplantae; Streptophyta; Magnoliopsida; Caryophyllales; Amaranthaceae
Exons: 3
Coding region: 1-1305 (434 amino acids)
Source: RefSeq, a predicted model, not a curated record
AUGGAGGACAACAAUGAAAGGGAAGAUGGGCGCCGUCCUGUUAAUAUAACCACUACUCCAUUGUGGAAGUAUGUAACAAUUACACGGGAUAGUGUUGACGGUGGUGGAAACAAAGUUUGGAAGUGCAACUUUUGCAGCAAGAAAGUAAUUGGCUCAUAUUAUAAGGUGAAGGGCCAUUUGCUGCAUUUUUCGGGUAGAGGAACCACUACUUUUACAAAGGUCAACAAUGAGCUUAAGGAAGAAUUUAAUUGCGAAGAGAAAGGAGCCGUACUCAACAAGUUGACUUCAAAGGUAGAUGAACAACAAAGGUUAGAAUAUCUUUCCCUUCCUCUAGGAUUUGAUUUGAAACAACCUAAGAAAAGAAAAGGUAUUGCUGGAUCUUCUAUUGAAAAGGUUUUCAAAGCAAAAGAUAGGGAAGAUCUUGAUAAACAACGUGCUAGGAUGUUUAUUUUUGCUGCUCUCCCAUUUAAUUUUGCAAGAAACCCCUACUUCAGGAGUUAUUGUACGAAUUUAGCCAACAGUGGUCUUGAUGGGCCUAUAAUAAACAUUAUGGGUGCAUCUAGUACAUCAGCUGUGUUUAUUGAUUCUGUUGAUGCAUCUGGAAAGCGCAAGGAUGCUGCUUUUGUAUCCGAGGUCUUCAUUAAGGCCAUUGAAGAAGUGGGAGCAGAGAAUAUUGUCCAGUGUAUAUGGCUGAAGAACCUAUGUACAGAUGUAAAGCAAAUUCAGAAAUUCGUGACUACACAUGACAUGGUAAAGAUUAUAUUCACCAAGCAUACUAAGUUACAACUCUUGUCGGUGGCCGAGACAAGGUUUGCAAGCCAUUACGUUGUUGCAGAACGCAUGAAGGAAGUCAAGGAAGGUCUCGAAAAAAUGGUUAUGGAUUCAGACUUUAGGGUUCUGUUUAAAACUACCAAGAAUUCGAUUCAUAUUAAAGCUCGUGAGUUCAAAGAAAAUAUUUUGAAUGACAGUUGGUGGGACAAUCUUGACUACUUCUUAAAGUUUAUUGAACCUAUAUAUGAGAUAAUUCGUGUGGGUGACAAAGAUGCGCCUGUCUUGCAUCUUGUGUACGACAUGUGGGAUACAAUGAUCGAAACAACCAAGGUUCACAUUUUCGACCACGAAGGGAAAGAUAUUUUAACUGACACAUCUGAUUUUUUUGAUGCCAUUCAUAAAGUGUUAGAAAGUAGGUGGAACAAAAGUUCUACCCCUUUGCAUUGUUUGGCACAUUCACUUGUGUCAAGAUUCUAUAGCACCCGAUGGCUUAAGGGUAGCACAUCGGGAUUUUCAAGGGUUUCCCCCCAAUGA